AUGUUGAAUUUCAAGUUUGUUCUAGCAUUCAUUUUCUUCACCAAAAUAUCGUGUGAUUAUGUGAUUGAUCAUGUUUUCAAAAAGUAAAAAAUUUAUUGAAGUAUAUUAACAAAACCUGAAAAUUUACAGUAUGCUAAAUUCUACUGUCGACAGAUGUGAUAAUUUUUAUCGACAUGUUUGUGGAGUAAGUACAAGAUUUGGCAUGGAAAGGUUGUCGGAAAAAAUUAUCAAAAAUAACUUCAUAGUGUCUGAUGACGUUUCUGAAUACCUGGUUGGUUAUUUAUUAUUUCAAUACAAAUUGUUAAAGAACAUUUCAGAUGGAAUUGAUUAAAUGUAGUGGAACAAAUUAUACAAAAGGAACUGUGUCGAACAAGUUGAAAAACUUGUUGGAAGAUGCGUAAGUUGAUUCCACAAAAAUUAAUAUUUAUAAAAAUUUCCAUUUUCAGAAUUCAAAAUGGUGUAGAGGAGCAGUUUUUAAAAAAUAUGACAACAAUUCGAAAUGUUCGAAAUUUUACUGGUGACAACAAUCACUUUUUAUCUUUUCUGGAAAACUGGGAGUCUGAUUUAGUGAGUUUACAACAUUUCACUAAUAAAGAGAGCAGGACGAAGAAAAUGUGAUAUUCACGUAAUUCUGAAACAGAUGGAUAAUUCAGGAUGCAAAUUAUACGAUAGGUUGCAAAUAUGUCAUUGGAGCUAAUGAAGAACGGUUGUGGUUAUACAAAUACAAACAUGUUAACAAUGAAUUUCAAACAAUUUUUGAUGAAAUUAAAAUAAUUUUUAAUACUUGGAUUGAAGUUGGUUUAUUCAACAAAUUUUCCUUGGAACUAUAAUGAAAUUUUUUUUCAAGGAAACCCCUUCAUUCAAAAAAUAUAAUAUAAUUAAUAAAUAUCACGAAAUAAUGAAUACUAUGCGAUUCAACAAUAUGUCGAGUUCUGAACGUAUAUCCAAAUUGACUGUCGAAUAUAAAAACUGUCAAAAUUCGCUUGGAGAAUGGUUAGAUGAUCAAACUUUGGUGAAUAUUUUUUGUAUUCACAAUAACUAUCAGCGCUAUGAAAGCAAUUCAGAAUACCUUGAAACAGAUUAUAAUGGCUAUUAUAGUUUUUCUGAAAAUAAAGUCAUAAUUGGAUUCCCUUAUUAUGCAAUUGCAUCUAGAAUUACAUCAAAACCAUUUUUGGUGAGUUUUGAAAUUGGAAGCUUUUUGAAAUACAAUAAUUACAGAUUGGAUCACUAGGAUCCAUCAUCGGUCACGAAAUUUCUCAUGCUAUAAUCCGACCAUAUAAUUUUGCUUCACAGCGAACGAUAAACUGUAUACAAAAUCAGUUUUAUAAAACUUGCGAUUAUUUCAAUGUACCUUCGGUAUAUUCAUUGUUUUUAUACUUGAAAAAUUCACACAUAAUGAUUUUUAGGACAAUUGUAUUCAAUAUACCAAAAGAAUUGGCGAUAAUGGUUCAGACUUAUUAGGAUUUAGAGGGGUUAUUCAAUAUGCAAAAAAUCAUUUCGGGGCAAAAUUAAAUGAACAGAAUGAUGAAUAUACAGCCUACACUAAUCUUCAACUUGUAUUUAUGGGACAGGCAUCAAUUUUUUGCGUAUGUUUGUCAUAAAACAAAAUGGGAUGGGCUUAUAUUUAUUGUUCAGAAUUGGCGGAAAAGUAAUUUUGCACAUUCACCAGGUCCUAUCAGAUCAAAUGCAAUGGCUGCACAAAAUUCAGAAUUUUUAAGUGCAUUUGAAUGUGGUCCAGACUCGAAAAUGGCAAAGUCUUCACAUGUAAGCUUUUUCUGAAUUUCAAAGUAACACGGUAAUUGUUUUUUUCAGAAGAAAUGUUAUAUUCUUGGACCAGACGCCUCAUCGGAAUAA
Caenorhabditis angaria is the source of this 1854-nucleotide messenger RNA. Lineage: Eukaryota; Metazoa; Nematoda; Chromadorea; Rhabditida; Rhabditidae. The record is from the annotation of a GenBank genome assembly.